AUGAAAGGACUUUUGAAUGAAGAAAAGGAAUGGGAUAAUGUUAGUUGUGCCAAGGUAGAAGGUCCAGGGUCUAAAUUUGGCAAGGACGAGAUAAAGAGAGCAGUGAAAAAGAUGAAAAAAGGGACGGCAUCUGGUUUAACGAUGGUGUUAUCAGAGAUGUUUAAAGGUUCUGAUGAUUUAGGGAUUGAAUGGUUAAUGAAUUUAGCCAAUCAAAUUGUCACAGAAGGAACUAUUCCCGAGGACUUGCAAAGAAGUAUAAUUAUCCCAGUAUACAAGGGGAAAGGUGAUCCUUUAGAUUGCGGGUCUUACAGAGCUAUUAAACUCUUGGAACAAGCAAUGAAAUUAUUUGAGAGAGUGUUAGAGAAGCGGAUAAGGGAACAAAUUAAAAUUGAUGAAAUGCAGUUUUGUUUUAUAUCGGGAAAAGGGCAAUUUUUGUAG
Messenger RNA from Gordionus sp. m RMFG-2023, 438 nucleotides. RefSeq lists its product as uncharacterized. The record is from RefSeq and is a predicted model, not a curated record. The coding region runs from base 1 to 438 and encodes 145 amino acids. Lineage: Eukaryota; Metazoa; Nematomorpha; Gordioida; Chordodea; Parachordodidae. The transcript has a single exon.